AUGUUGAAGAGAACCACGACGACGCCUCUGGGCACCAUAGCGUACGUUUUACAAGAAAGGAUUUUACUGGUGCGGGUUGAGAACGGCUGGCAAAAUAUUGAGAUGGGAUCCCUAUUUUCAGCCCGAAGUUCAUCGUACAGCCACACUGAAUAUCCGAUAGAAACUUAUCGAACGAGCAGACGAAUAACCAACGAUAAAGCAUCUUACAUGCGACUGAUAGCUCUAAACGAGCCUUACCCAGGAAACAUGCUGACGUCAGCAAAUCGGACCGGAAGGAACGCAGUUAACCAGGAAUGCUUUAAGCAAGCCAAGAAGAGGUUUCAAGGUGCUAACAACUUUGUCGCGUUCCUCACUAAUAAAUUGGAAGAUCUCCGAUCUCUGGUAAAGACGGAGGCGGAUAGACAAGUGCCAAUAGUCAAUUUACGUGGAGAAGUACUCUUCGACUCCUGGCUGGACCUCUUCAAUGGUUCCGGAGCGCCGGUGGCUAUGAAGAAAAUCUACAGUUUCAACGGGCAAAGAGUCAGCAUUAAUAAGAAUUGGCCGGACAAAGCUAUAUGGCAUGGGAGUGACUCUUUCGGCAUCCGGGUUCCGCGAGCUUUCUGCGAAGAGUGGCAAAAUAAUAGACCUCUCGACUUCGGGAUGGCGUCUCCUCUCGAAGGAAAUAAACUUUUAGAACAGAGAAUGUAUCCGUGUGAUAGCAGACUUAUUGUUUUGUGUGUUGAAGCAUCAUCGAGAAUAGAAAGGCUAAGAAGAAGCCCAUCAAGAAGACGGCUUCGGCACUUGAGAAGAGAUGAUUACCUGCUUUAG
This is a messenger RNA of Leptosia nina, 807 nucleotides long. The record is from the annotation of a GenBank genome assembly. NCBI's taxonomy places the organism in Eukaryota, Metazoa, Arthropoda, Insecta, Lepidoptera, Pieridae.